AUGCCUGAAACGAAUUCAACGUCCGUCAACGGCUACGGUAGCGCGUACGCCGCCAAACAUAAGCUCCCUUCACAUUUUAUCGGUGGAAAUCGACUGGAUCUAGCUACUCCGGGCACCGUCAAGGACUUUGUGGCCAAGAACGAUGGUCACUCCGUCAUUACCUCUGUCCUGAUUGCGAACAACGGUAUUGCGGCCGUCAAAGAAAUUCGAUCCGUACGAAAAUGGGCGUACGAGACUUUUGGCGAUGAGCGGGCUAUCCAAUUCACCGUCAUGGCCACCCCGGAGGACUUGAGAGCGAAUGCAGACUAUAUUCGUAUGGCAGAUCAAUACGUAGAGGUCCCUGGUGGAACUAAUAAUAAUAAUUACGCAAACGUCGAGCUGAUCGUCGAUGUUGCGGAACGGAUGGUUGCGCAGCACGCGGGGGUUCCCUGCAUUCCGUGGUCGGGCACGGGCGUAGAUGAGGUCACUAUCGAUGAGGAGGGCAUUGUUACCGUGGAGGACGAAGUUUAUGAUCUGGGAUGCACGCACUCUCCCCAGGAAGGUCUCGAAAAGGCUCGUGAGAUUGGGUUCCCCGUCAUGGUCAAGGCGUCCGAGGGUGGUGGUGGAAAGGGUAUCCGCAAGGUUGACAGCGAAGAGAACUUCGAGGCCUUGUACAAUGCAGCUGCCAGCGAGAUACCGGGAUCGCCCAUCUUCAUCAUGAAGCUGGCCGGAAACGCUAGGCAUCUGGAAGUCCAGCUUCUCGCUGAUCAGUAUGGCAAUAACAUCUCCUUGUUUGGCCGUGAUUGCUCCGUCCAACGACGUCACCAGAAGAUUAUCGAGGAGGCCCCAGUCACCGUGGCUAAACAGGCUACUUUCCAGGAGAUGGAGAAAGCUGCAGUUCGUUUAGGUCGUCUUGUAGGCUACGUCUCUGCCGGUACUGUUGAAUAUCUCUACUCCCACGCCGACGACAAGUUCUACUUCCUCGAGCUCAACCCUCGUCUGCAGGUCGAGCAUCCAACCACCGAAAUGGUCAGCGGAGUCAAUCUUCCUGCUGCCCAGCUGCAGAUUGCAAUGGGUAUUCCCCUCCACCGCAUCCGUGACAUUCGCCUCCUCUACGGCGUUGACCCCAACACUUCCUCCGAUAUCGACUUCGGCUUCUCUAAUGAAGGAAGCACCAAGGUCCAGCGCCGGCCACAGCCAAAGGGCCACACCACCGCUUGCCGAAUCACCUCCGAAGAUCCAGGUGAAGGUUUCAAGCCUUCCAGCGGUACGAUGCACGAACUGAAUUUCCGAAGUUCCUCCAACGUGUGGGGUUACUUCUCUGUGGGUACUGCGGGCGGAAUCCACAGUUUCUCCGACUCGCAGUUCGGUCACAUCUUCGCCUAUGGAGAGAACCGAUCUGCCUCGAGGAAACACAUGGUUGUUGCUCUCAAGGAAUUGAGUAUCCGUGGUGACUUUAGGACGACGGUCGAGUAUCUUAUUAAGCUGCUCGAAACGCCUGCCUUCGAGGACAACACUAUCACUACCGGAUGGCUGGACGAGCUGAUCACUAAGAAGCUGACUGCCGAACGACCGGAUCCAAUUGUGGCUGUCAUUUGCGGUGCCAUGACCAAAGCUUACUUGGCCAGCGAAGCAUGCGAAUCUGAAUACCGUAAGGGUAUCGAGAAGGGUCAAGUACCUGCCAAGGAUGUCCUCAGCACCGUCUUCCCAAUUGAUUUCAUCUAUGAGGGAUCUCGCUACAAGUUUACGGCUACCCGCUCCAGCAUCGACAGCUACCACCUGUACAUCAACGGCAGCAAGUGUUCCGUUGGUGUUCGUGCAUUAGCUGACGGUGGACUCCUUAUCCUUCUUGACGGCCGAAGUCAUAAUGUCUACUGGAAGGAAGAGGCGGCUGCUACUCGUUUGUCCGUCGAUGGCAAGACCUGUCUUCUUGAGCAGGAGAAUGAUCCCACCCAGCUGCGAACCCCUAGUCCUGGUAAAUUGGUCAAGUUCACCGUCGAGAACGGCGAGCAUGUUCGUGCCGGCCAACCCUUCGCUGAAGUUGAGGUCAUGAAGAUGUACAUGCCCUUGAUUGCCCAGGAAGACGGAGUGGUUCAAUUCAUCAAGCAGCCCGGAGCUACUCUCGAGGCAGGUGAUAUUCUCGGUAUCCUCGCACUAGACGACCCAUCUAGAGUCAAACAUGCCUCGCCAUUCCACGGCCAACUGCCAGAGCUCGGCCCACCACAGGUCCUUGGUAACAAGCCCCCACAGCGAUUCAUGCUUCUUCUGAAGAUUCUCCAGGAUAUCCUCCGCGGAUACGACAACCAAGUCAUUAUGGGAGCCACUUUGAACGAACUCGUUGAAGUCCUGCGUAACCCAGAGCUACCAUACGGAGAAUGGAACGCAUACGCUUCUGCCCUGCACUCUCGCAUGCCGCAAAAACUCGAUGCCCAAAUGACACAGGUCAUUGAGCGUGCAAAGUCUCGCAAAGCAGACUUCCCCGCUGCCCAGCUUAUGAAGAUCGUCACCCGCUUCAUCGAUGAGAACGUCAAGCCAGCCGAUGCCGAGGCUCUACGAAGCACUAUUGCGCCUCUGUUGCAAAUCAUUCAGCGUUACAACGAGGGUCUCAAGGUGCAAGAGUACAAGAUCAUCGUCUCCCUGCUUGAGCAGUACUGGGAUGUCGAGCGCUUGUUCGCUCAGGGCAACACUCGAGAUGAGAGCGUCAUCUUGAAACUCCGUGACGAGAACAAGGAGGACAUCUCAUAUGUCAUCCAGACCGUGCUUUCACACAGCAAGAUCGGAUCAAAGAAUAACCUCAUCCUCGCUAUCCUUGACAUGUAUCGCCCCAACAAGCCUAAUGUCGGCAACGUUGCGAACUAUCUCAAGUCCAUCCUCCGCAAACUAGCUGAACUUGAAUCUCGCGCUACCGCCAAGGUCGCUCUCAAGGCCCGUGAGGUGCUUAUUCAGUGUGCUCUGCCUUCUCUUGAAGAGCGAGUUGCUCAAAUGGAACAUAUCCUGCGCUCGUCUGUGAUUGAAUCUAAAUACGGUGAGACCGGCUGGGACCACCGAGAACCUGAUCUUAAUGUUCUCAAGGAAGUCGUUGACUCGAAAUAUACCGUCUUCGAUGUCCUGCCUCUUUUCUUCGCCCAUAGUGACCCAUGGGUUUCCCUUGCUGCACUUGAAGUCUACGUUCGCCGUGCUUAUCGUGCCUAUGCUCUCAAGGGUAUCGAGUACCACAACACAUCCGAAGCACCAUACUUCGUAUCCUGGGACUUCAUCCUUCGCAAGGUGCCGCACUCUGAAUUCGGUCUACCAGGUCAGUCAACCACGUCAUCUGUGCCAGGAACACCCAUUUCGGAAAUCAACCCAUUCAAGAAGAUCGGAUCUAUCAGCGAUAUGGCGUACUUCACGAACAAGGGAGUGGGCCCAGAUGAAGUGACGAGAAAGGGUGUUUUCAUUCCUGUGCAUUACCUUGACGAAGCUGAGGAAGUGCUCUACAAAGCUCUCAGCGUCUUCCCCCGUGCUGCCCCAACCAUAGCUAAGCCAAAGAAGAACGGGGCUCUGCCUGACCGUAGCAAGCCAGCGGCACGUUAUGAAAACGAUGAGGAGCUCACAGGUGUCUGCAACGUUGCUAUCCGUGACGUUGAGGAUCUGGAUGACUCCGAACUUGCUUCUCGUCUCGCAGCUCUUGUCAGUGAUGCAAAGGGUGAAUUGCUUGCUCGUGGCAUUCGCCGUUUGACUUUUGUCUGCGGUCAUGAAGACGGCACGUAUCCUGGCUACUUCACCUUCCGUGGACCAACAUAUACCGAAGACGUUAGUAUCCGUCACAGUGAGCCAGCACUUGCCUUCCAGCUUGAACUGGGCCGUCUGUCCAAAUUUAAAAUCAAGCCUGUCUUCACUGAGAACCGUAACCUGCACGUUUACGAGGCUAUUGGCAAGGGUCCUGAGCUUAGUGACAAUGCUGUUGACAAGCGCUACUUCACUCGUGCUGUGGUUCGACCAGGCAGACUACGUGAUGACAUUCCUACCGCUGAAUAUCUCAUUUCCGAGGCCGAUAACUUGAUGACUGAUAUUCUCGACGCACUCGAAAUUAUUGGCAACAAUAACUCCGAUCUGAAUCAUAUCUUCAUCAACUUCACCCCUGUCUUCCCCUUGCAACCAGCUGAUGUCGAGAAAGCCCUUGCUGGUUUCUUGGAGCGCUUUGGUCGACGUCUGUGGCGUCUGCGCGUCACUGGUGCUGAGAUCCGUAUCCUCUGCACUGACCCUGCCACGGGCGCACCUUAUCCUCUCCGAGUGGUUAUCACCAACACCUCCGGCUAUAUCAUCCAGGUUGAGCUUUAUGUUGAGCGUAAGUCUGAGAAGGGCGAAUGGAUCUUCCACUCUAUCGGUGGCACGACCAAGAUUGGAUCCAUGCAUCUCCGUCCUGUCUCCACACCCUACCCUACCAAGGAAUGGCUGCAGCCUAAGCGUUACAAGGCCCAUCUUAUGGGUACUCAGUACGUUUACGAUUUCCCAGAGCUGUUCCGUCAAGCUUUCCAGAACAGCUGGACUUCUGCCAUCGCUGCUCACCCUGCCUUGGCUGAGAAGAGGCCUGCUCAGGGCACUUGUAUCGAAUACUCCGAGCUUGUCCUCGAUGAUAGGGAUAACUUGGCCGAAGUUUCUCGUGAACCUGGUACCAACACCCAUGGUAUGGUUGGAUGGCUGAUCACAGCUAAGACACCAGAAUAUCCACGUGGAAGACGCUUCAUCGUUGUCGCCAACGACAUCACGUACCAAAUUGGUUCGUUCGGACCACAGGAAGAUAAGUUCUUCUACCAGUGUACCGAGAUGGCUAGAAAGUUGGGAAUUCCCAGAAUUUACCUGUCUGCCAACUCUGGUGCGCGUAUUGGUAUGGCGGAUGAAUUCAUGUCGCAGUUCAGCGUCGCAUGGAACAACCCAGAAAAGCCAGAGAAUGGGUUCAAGUAUCUCUAUCUCACACCAGAUGUUGAGAAGCGCCUUGCCAAAGAGAAGAAGAAGGAUCUUAUCACCGAAUUGAUCACUGAGGAUGGCGAAGAGCGCUAUAAGAUCACCACCAUCGUCGGAGCCAAGGAUGGUCUCGGUGUUGAGUGUCUUAGGGGCUCUGGUCUGAUUGCCGGUGCUACCUCCAAGGCAUACGAAGACAUCUUCACCAUCACACUCGUCACUUGUCGUUCCGUUGGUAUCGGUGCUUAUCUCGUUCGUCUCGGCCACCGUGCGAUCCAGGUCGAGGGUCAGCCAAUUAUCCUCACUGGUGCACCAGCUAUCAACAAACUUCUUGGACGUGAAGUGUAUACCUCCAACUUGCAGCUCGGUGGUACCCAAAUCAUGUACAACAACGGUGUCUCACACAUGACUGCCAACGACGACUUUGCGGGUAUCACCAAGAUUGUGGAAUGGAUGUCCUUCAUCCCUGAGAAGAAGGGUGCUCCCAUUCCUAUCCGCCCAUCGGCUGAUCCCUGGAACCGAGAGGUCACAUACUGUCCUCCACCCAAGCAACCAUAUGAUGUCCGCUGGCUCAUUGGCGGAAAGGAGGACGAUGAAGGCUUCCUUCACGGACUAUUCGACAAGGAUUCUUUCGAGGAGGCCCUUGGUGGCUGGGCUCGAACCGUCGUUGUUGGCCGUGCUAGACUCGGUGGUAUCCCAAUGGGUGUCAUUGCUGUCGAAACUCGAUCCGUCGACUGUGUCACGCCAGCUGACCCUGCCAACCCUGAUUCCAUGGAAGUGCUGUCUACUGAAGCCGGAGGAGUCUGGUAUCCUAACUCCGCAUUCAAGACCGCCCAGGCUCUCAAGGACUUCAACUACGGUGAACAGCUGCCCGUCAUGAUCCUCGCUAACUGGCGUGGUUUCUCUGGUGGUCAACGUGACAUGUACAACGAGGUUCUCAAAUAUGGUUCCUAUAUCGUUGACGCCUUGGUUAAGUAUGAGCAGCCUAUCUUCGUCUACAUCCCACCACACGGUGAACUACGUGGUGGCUCUUGGGUCGUCAUCGAUCCAACUAUCAACCCAGACCAAAUGGAGAUGUACGCCGAUGUUGAAGCCCGAGGUGGUAUUCUUGAACCCGAAGGUAUCGUGAACAUUAAAUACCGCCGCGAUAAACAACUCGACACCAUGGCCCGCCUGGACCCAGAAUACGGCGCCCUCCGCCAAGCUCUCAAAGACAAGUCUCUAAGCCCUGAGAAGCUUUCCUCGAUCAAGGCCCAGAUGACCGAGCGUGAGGAGAAACUACUGCCCGUCUACAUGCAGAUUGCCCUUCAAUUCGCCGACCUCCACGACCGCGCCGGCCGCAUGGAAGCCAAGGGCACAAUCCGCAAACCCCUCGAAUGGAAGAACGCCCGCCGCUUCUUCUACUGGCGUCUCCGCCGUCGUCUAAGCGAGGAAAUCAUCCUCAAGCGCAUGGCGGCUGGCACCCUCGCUUCCGCCACUGCCUCCCCAACCCCACCAACCACCGCCACGACUCCCCCCAUCCCCAGCCCUUCCAACACCCCAUCCCCCGCCAACACAUCCAGCAUCGUCACUGCUCGCUCUCCACGUGAUGAGAACCUGACCAAACUUAAAUCAUGGACCGGAAUUGAUGACGAUGAAUUCGAAUCCAACGACCGUGAAGUCGCCAUCUGGUACGAAGAAAACAAGAAGACCGUGUACGAGAAGAUUGAAACGCUUAAGACCGAUGGUGUCGCUGCCGAAGUUGCUGCUUUGCUUAUGGGUAAUAAGGAAGGUGGUCUGCGUGGUGUGCAGCAAAUUCUUAGCAUGUUGCCUGCUGGAGAGAAGGCUGCUGUGUUGAAAUACUUGGGCUCUUCAUACACCGCUGUCCUCGGCUACCUCUCAUCAAAUACCCCCAAAACCCUCAUCCAACUCUCUCACUGCGGGGUUUCCGGUGCUGAUACCGACAUUAUGUCGGUACUUAGACAUGGCAGCGCUUUUCUCCAGCGACGGCUGACGAAGCUGUAUACCGACACCAAAUCAUCCUGCGAAAGCGUCACCACAGCUGCCAGGCCCAACGACGACCCAGAGCUCGUCUCUCUUAACCGUCACUUUCGAACGCAGAAGGAUAGGCUGUUAGCGUGGGGUCUAGACUGGAGUGAUGCCAGUGCAGCGCAACCAAACGAUAUUGAUGAAGCGUUAACAGAAGCUGGAUUCAGCGAUGUGGUCGCAAGUGUUAUGUCAUCUAUCCAAAAACUUCUCAAUGAGGCUGAACGGCUGCAACACCCAAAUGCCGCAACCAUGUCACCGGAUGGUCUGGGAGGCAAGGUUACGGACGGCAGCUACACAGCUAGCGCUACUGGUGGUGUGAAAACAACCUGGACAGAAGCAGAGAUAUCCCGAUCCAAAGUAUUGUUGGAAGAAUUAACAUCUCACAUCGAUACCCUUUACGAUUUAUCGGCAUCUAGGCGGGAUAUGAGCAUGAGCAUAUCAUCGAAUGCGCCACAAAACGAGAAAUAUGCACACCAUCGUGGCUUAUCGAAACAGUCGAAAGAAGCUCUUCGUCCAAUAUUAAAAUCCUCAAAAUCAGCUGGUAGCAAGCCAAGUUAUCGGGAAAUUGCGUCGAAGGAAACUCGGCCUGUCAUGCCAACCAACGGUCCUUUUUUGAAUACGCACGUUGAUCCUUCUCUCACCGUGAAUAAUGAAGCAUUUCAGCUACCGUUACCACAGCCUCAACAGAAUGGAGAAUUCUAUCUAGAUCGCUCUGCCUUGAGCCUUUCGAAAGAGAGCAUCGCACACGCAACAACGCCUCCUCCUUAUGAGGCCGUUGCCGCCUCAACUAGUUCAAGAGCGAUGGGAUAUAUCAAUAGAGAGGCCAUUACGUCUUGCCUAAUGGGAAGUUGUCGUGGCGCCUCCAUCCCAGUUAUGGUUGAAUUUUUGCCAAUUUUGAUGGAGGCGCAACGUUCUCUUGCCCAUCCGCUAAAGCAGCGCAUGAAGACUAUCAGUCAGACUCUAGAUCGCCUGAUAGAAAAUUCAAGGGUUUCUCACCUUGGACUGUUGAAAUUUAUUGGUUAUUACAUCGACAUGACUUACUCCCGUUACGCAUUCGUUUACCAGACACCCCUCGACGUGUUUCCAUUUUUACAACAACCUUCUGAUACCAUGCAGCCCAGGCCACUCGUCUCACUUCUUCACACUGGCGAUGAUAAGCAAGAAGGGCCUGUGCCAAACCUUGAGGUUCGGUUGGCUCUAGCAUACAAUCUCGUGCUAUCAGCGCUACAUCUACGAAGUCAGAAUCUCGUUCAUGGCAACAUAAACAGCAACAACAUUAUAAUAUUUCCUGGCGUCCACGUAUCUAACACUGGAUCCACGAGUAACGAGAGCUCGGAUUACCGCCGACCUUAUCUUACUUCCCUUGGCCAGUUUGAUGGCGAUGACAAAAAUGCGCCUCCGGAGCCUUUGUCGUCAAGCAUGUAUCGACACCCUGACGAUCGAAGGGCCUAUAAUGAUAAGGCUGCCUGGGCGUAUGAUCUAUACAGUCUUGGUCUAGUCCUGCUUGAGAUAGGACUAUGGACACCGAUCGGGAGACUGUGGAAAUUAAAAUAUAAUAACUCGAUGUUCAAAUCCAGAAUCGAAAACGUCUACGUGAAAAAGCUAGCAGCUAAAUGUGGAGGUGCUUAUAUGCAAGUCGUUCAGCUAUGCCUUGACACUCCAAAUUUCCAUUUAUCUACCGAGCCCAUGGCCGAUUUGGGACUUAGAAUUCCACAGACAUAUAACUAUCCCUGGACCGACUCAGUUAGCUCGAAUGAUUGGAGCACGUUUUCGAAGAAUUUUGUUUACACGAUUGGAAAGGUUCUUUGGAAGUGUUGCGGCGUCGAUGUGUUCUCACCACCUCCGGCUUCUGAUCUAGAAGACUCCCUUCCUCCACCACUGGGCCUUGGACCCGAGUUUUCCUCCUUUCAGCAAAUACCCUCGAAUGAGUCAGGCAUGCAUUUUAUAGAACCAACCGUAUCAAUUGAUAUCCCCGAUGAUGCUUCCGCCCACCCGGAUGUGAAAAAUAUUAAUGAAAUGUGUGAGAAUAGUGAGAGAAAGGCCCGAAAACGAUCAUUGAAAAAGUGGUCCAAUGUGGAUAUUCCUGAAGAGCACCUACAAGCUUGGAACAAGGCAUUGAUGCCAAAGCUAAGCAAACUUUUACAAAAGAUUUUAAAAGACUCGCCAGAAUCUUGCAGUGCAACGCUGUUAGUUGCUGGAGAAACAGCGGACACGGCUAAGACAACGAUAUGCGUUACUUGCACCAAUGUUCGAAAAGUCCGUGCGGCAUUAAAGAAGUACUUUGAAUAUGAUCGUGAAAACUGGAAUCUAAUCGUCAUUCGCGGAGAUAUAAAACGAUCCAAAGUGCCACGGAAGAAACGCCGGAAGCCUAGAGCGAACAAGGGCGUUGUUCCUCCAGAGGCGACUGUGGCUAAUUUCAAUGCCAACUAUCAAAGCAAGCCUAUAUGCGGUGCCUCGAUUGGCGCCUUCCGUUAUGAUGAACAUCUACCGCCAGUUUCUUACGGUGGCGCGAUUCUUGUGGACGGUGUACCGUAUGGGAUGACAGUUCAUCAUAUGCUAGACACUCCCUGCGAUGAUGAUGAUGAUUAUGGCGAUGGGUAUGAGGACGACGAUGCAGAUUAUCCACCUCGAUCCGCAGCUAAUUGUAUACCCAAUCUCGAUAAUCGUGAUACUUCCUUUUCCUGGGGCGAUGCUAACGUACCAGAGGCUGUCUACCCAUUUGAGUUUUCGGAGGACGAGGACGAUGAUGACGAUCAGUCCAUAACACAUAGCCUUGACGAAUCAUUUGACGACCACUGGCUAUCUGACGGCUACUCGAGUGACGAGGGAGAUGAUUACGGCGGUUUCGAUGACGACGAUGCGGCUUCGAUUGGGGAUACAGUUGGGGUUGAACCUGGCGAAGAGCCUCGGAUUAUGGUCACGCAGCCAGCACUUGAUGAUGUACAUGAAGACUUCUUUCCAACACCUGAAGAUAGAGAUGAUGAGCAUCUUGCAUCUCAUUCCUUGGGCUUUGUUCACGCCUCAUCUGGAGUUCGAAGGUGGACUCGUGAUGGCAUCAAACAUGAGGUCGACUGGGCAUUGAUUAGAAUCGACUUAAACAGGAUGGAAGUUAAUAAUCAGGUUCCCGUUAGCGCAACACCCCAAGGCAACUCUAGGUCUAACCGGAGACAACCACAAGCUGAUACCAACUCCUUCCGCACCCUAACCAAAAUCGCGAAACUCGAUGACCUCGGUGGUUUAAAUGUACAGUGUUGCGGUCGAACUAGCGGUUUCCAGAGUGGACGAAUUUCUAAGGCCUUAACUCUAGUUAAAAUGUAUGGCCGUCAAUCAUUCUCAACUAGCUUCAGCGUUGACGGCAACUUUGGAGUUCCCGGGGAUUCUGGUGCCUGGGUCUUUAACGACAAGGGCCAAGUAUGUGGCCAUGUUCUUGCUUGGUCCGAGAAGAGUCGAAGCGCCUACAUCGCCCCUAUGGAAAUUCUUCUCAAUGACAUCGCUCGCACCCUUUGUGCGUAUAGCGUAAAACUGCCAGGCGGCGACGAAGAGAUAUGUUUUUGUGACUCCGCUCCAUCAGCAUCUGUGACUGGGGCACCACCGCCAAUGCUACCAAUUCACUCGAUGAAACCACUCCCACCGACCCCAGCGAUGGCAGAGCAUCUUCCAAUUGAACUACAGAAGUUAACUCUCGAGCUGGAAGACCCCCCUCGUAAUAAUACUAGGGUUGGGAGUGUUAAGAAUAUGAAGGAUGUUUCUGGAACUUAUCGAGCCAGCAAUGCCUUGAUGCCGCAUACUCGAGCUAUGGAGCGGCAGAUCGCCUGA
This is a messenger RNA of Arthroderma uncinatum, 10764 nucleotides long. RefSeq lists its product as uncharacterized. The record is from RefSeq and is a predicted model, not a curated record. The coding region runs from base 1 to 10764 and encodes 3587 amino acids. The transcript has 6 exons. Gene Ontology annotation, biological process: fatty acid biosynthetic process. Gene Ontology annotation, molecular function: ATP binding; metal ion binding; acetyl-CoA carboxylase activity. NCBI's taxonomy places the organism in Eukaryota, Fungi, Ascomycota, Eurotiomycetes, Onygenales, Arthrodermataceae.